CUUCAUGCCUUAUUGUAGCUUAAAAAUAAUUAGUAUCUUCUCUUAAUUACCCAAACUUUUCAAAAUAUGAUUUCCUCGGUGUCUUUUGAAGCCUGAAACUGAAAGCGCAUACGGUUUACGAUAUCUCGUAGUGUCGUUAACAUAGUUGAAGCCAGUAGAGUAGACUGUAAGUCCAUUAAUAAAGCUUGGAGUUGAAAUGGCGGCUACACCCAUGUUGCCACCAAACUUAGGACCUGGAGAUGGAAAUGCUCCAGCAGCUCCGCUUCCACCAGGGACAGACAUGACCGGAAUAUGCUUCAGGGAUCAAUUAUGGCUGAACACAUACCCACUUGACCACAAUCUUGUCUUUGAUUACUUUGCACUUUCUCCUUUCUAUGAUUACACAUGCAACAAUGAACAACUCAGGAUGCGCUCAAUUCAUCCUUUAGACAUCUCUCAUCUUUCUAAAAUGACAGGAAUCGAGUUCAUGGUGAGUGAAGUUAUGGAGCCCCACCUAUUUGUGAUGCGUAAGCAGAAGAGAGAUGGUCCUGAAAAAGUCACUCCAAUGCUUACAUACUAUGUGCUUGAUGGUUCAAUAUACCAAGCACCACAACUAUGCAAUGUCUUUGCAGCCCGAGUUGGGAGAGCUUUGUAUCAUAUAUCAAAGGCUUUUACUACUGCAGCCUCAAAGUUGGAGAAGAUUGGGCAUGACUCAGAGAAUGAGAAUGUGUCCCUUGAACCGAAGGCUGCUAAGGAGACUAUUGACUUUAAGGAAGUCAAGCGAGUAGAUCACAUUCUAGCCUCAUUGCAACGCAAGCUUCCACCUGCCCCUCAACCGCCGCCAUUCCCGGAGGGUUACACACCGCCAUCAACUGCAGAAGGAGAACAAGGCCCCCCUGAGACUGACCAACCAGACCCCAAACUUCCUCUCGUGGACCCCAUCCUUGACCAAGGUCCCUCCAAGCGACAAAAAUACGCUUAAAUCAAAUUAUAUAUAUAUGACUCUUUUUUUUUUUUUUUUUUUUUUUUUUUUUUUUUUUUUUUUUUUUUAAAUUUACUCCCAACAGAUUAUUUAUUUAUUUAUUUAUGGGUGUUUGAGUAUUUUU
Messenger RNA from Lactuca sativa (garden lettuce), 1085 nucleotides. It is a transcript of the gene MED6, whose product is annotated as RNA polymerase transcriptional regulation mediator-like protein. Gene Ontology annotation, biological process: regulation of transcription by RNA polymerase II. Gene Ontology annotation, cellular component: mediator complex. The record is from RefSeq and is a predicted model, not a curated record. Lineage: Eukaryota; Viridiplantae; Streptophyta; Magnoliopsida; Asterales; Asteraceae. Gene Ontology annotation, molecular function: transcription coregulator activity.